GAGCAGGGUACAGCUCUCCCUUCCCCGUGUUUCCUGCUGCAAAGAUCGAGAAGGCCAGCUAGGCUCCCCUGCAAACAUGAAUGCCAUUCUUUUCAGAGACACUCAAGUACAAAUCAUGCAGAACACAAUUUCCAAUGCCGAGAAAUACUUCGGCAGCUUCUGCACCCUGAUGGCUUCUUACACCCGCAAGACUGCCAGACUUCGGGACAAGUCCGAUAUUUUGGUGAAAAAGCUUAUCGACUACGCCAACACGGAAAAUCCCGAGCUGCGGACGACGGUGAAGAAUUUCGCCGAGGAUCUGGCCAAAGUACAGGACUACAGGCAAGCAGAGGUGGAGCGGCUGGAACAGAAAGUCGUUGAGCCUCUCAAGGUGUACGGAGUCCUCACCAAACAAGCCAAGGCCGACAUUAAAACAUUCAGCAAAGCCAGAAAGACGGAAAUAAAGCAGCUAGAGAAGCUGGAGAAAACCAGGCAUAAGUCACCCUCCAAUCAACAUAUGAUUUCACAGGUUGAGUCUCAAGCACACAAAGCUUCACUGGACGCAAGCCGGACCACUCAACAGCUUGAAGAGACCGUUGAUGAAUUCCAGAAGCAGAAGUUGAAAGAUAUCCAGAAGAUCUUCUUGGAUUUCGUCGGCAUCGAGAUGGUGUUCCACGCAAAAGCUCUGGAGGUUUAUUCCCAAGCAUUCCAAACCCUGGAAAAUUAUGAUUCAGAAAAAGAUUUUGAGGAUUUCAGAGCCAAAAUCCAAAUUGCAUCCGGAAGACUGCCCGACUCCAGGCCGGCCCCUGCCACCAACCCAGCCUCCAGCCUUCCGUGGUCCAUAGGAGCCCAGGGUGUCCAUAGCACGCUCCAGAACCUGACUUUUCUGGAGACUGAUGGGGGAUCUGAAGAGGAGCCCUCCCAAGAUUUCAACACCACUAAGCACCCCCAGAUCUGGCAGGUGACCAGCAGGACCCCCUGACAGAUUUCUCCAUUUGUGAAUUUAGACUUUUUUCUUUGCCCCUUUAAGGCCUCCCUCCAGCUCAGUACCCCCUCCCUUUUCCGCACCCCCCAAACAUGACAUCGCAAUAAAACUAUUUGUUUUCAA
Messenger RNA from Thamnophis elegans (Western terrestrial garter snake), 1087 nucleotides. It is a transcript of the gene CIBAR2, whose product is annotated as CBY1 interacting BAR domain containing 2. Lineage: Eukaryota; Metazoa; Chordata; Lepidosauria; Squamata; Natricidae. The transcript has 9 exons. Gene Ontology annotation, biological process: cilium assembly. Gene Ontology annotation, cellular component: ciliary basal body; ciliary transition zone. Bases 77 to 961 code for a protein of 294 amino acids. The record is from RefSeq and is a predicted model, not a curated record.